GCGGCUUGCGCGGCCGCUGCGGGCACGGGCAGGCCCUCUCCCUCGGCCGGCGGUUCCGCGGGCGCUGUCCUGUCCCCGCCGCCGAGGGCCGACGAGCGUCACCGUGACGGCCGGCGGCGCUCGGAGCCAUGUCGGACUGGGUGUCCUACUACCGGAGUGAGGGGGCGGAGGAGGGGGACGACGACGAGCAGGAGGAGGGGACUGAGGCGGUCGCGGACUACAAGUACGCAGGUCGGGACAGCUUGAUUUUCCUAGUUGAUGCCUCCAAGGCCAUGUUUGAGUCGUACGAGGACGAGGAAGCAUUCACUCCCUUUGACAUGACUAUGCAGUGCAUCCGGAAUGUGUACACCAGCAAAAUUAUUAGUAGUGACAGGGACCUGCUAAGUGUUGUGUUCUAUGGCACAGAAAAGAACAAGAAUUCUGCAGACUUCAAGCAUGUUUAUGUUCUUCAGGAGUUGGACAAUCCAGGUGCAAAGCGUAUUCUAGAACUGGACAAAUACAGAGGAGACCAAGGACAAAUACUUUUCCGGGAGACCUUUGGCCACAAUACUGACUAUUCACUGGGUGAAGCACUCUGGGCCUGCUCUAAUCUCUUCAGUGAUGUUCGAGUGAGAAUGAGCCACAAAAGGAUCAUGCUGUUCACCAAUGAGGAUAAUCCUCAUGCCAAUGAUAGCGCUAAAGCCAAGCUGGCCAGAACCAGAGCUGGCGAUCUGAGAGACACAGGUAUCAUCCUUGACUUGAUGCACUUGAAGAAGCCUGGAGGGUUUGAUAUCUCCUUGUUCUACAGGGACAUCAUUAACAUAGCAGAGGAUGAGGACCUUGGGAUCCAACCUCAUGAGUCAGAGAAACUGGAACAUCUCAUGAAGAAAGUACGAGCCAAGGAGACAAAGAAACGCGCUUUAGUCAGGUUAAAUCUGUAUCUGAGCAAAGAUCUGUCUCUUAGUGUUGGUGUGUACAGCCUCCUUCAAAAAGCUUAUAAACCGUAUCCAGUGAAGCUUUAUCGGGAAACUAAUGAGCCAAUUAAAACAAAGACAAGAAUGUUUAAUGGGAAAACAGGCAGCCUGCUUCUGCCUAGUGAUACAAAAAGGGCUCAGAUGUAUGGAAACCGUCAGAUUGUGCUGGAGAAAGAGGAAACAGAAGAAUUAAAACGUUUUGAGUCACCAGGCUUGGUUCUGAUUGGCUUCAAACCGCUUUCAAUGCUAAAACAGCAUCACUAUAUCAGACCUUCCCAGUUCAUCUAUCCUGAGGAGGCCCUAGUAAAGGGGAGUACAACGCUUUUUAAUGCCUUAUUGAUUAAGUGCUUGGAGAGAGAAGUGUUGGCACUCUGCAGAUACACUCCCCGCCGGAACACUCCCCCUCGCUUUGUGGCACUGGUUCCCCAGGAGGAAGAGCUGGAUGAACAAAAAGUGCAGAUAGCCCCUCCAGGUUUCCACCUCAUUUUCCUACCAUAUGCAGAUGACAAACGGAAAGUCGAUUUUACAGAAAAGGUGCCAGCCAAUCGAGAACAGGUGGACAAAAUGAAGGAAAUCAUUCAAAAACUAAGGUUCAAAUACAGGACUGACAGCUUUGAGAACCCAGUUCUGCAGCAGCACUUCCGGAAUCUGGAGGCUUUGGCACUGGAUAUGAUGGAACCGGAACAAGCUGAGGAUUUGACAAUGCCAAAGGCUGAGGAGAUGAGCCGCAGGCUGGGCAACCUGGUGGAAGAGUUUAAGCAGCUAGUUUAUCCUCCUGACUAUGAUCCUGAUAGGAGGGCUGUAAAGCGAAAACAAGGUGAUGAUGAUGGUCAAACUGAGAAAAAACCCAAGACAGAAAUCUCAAAAGAUGAGUUGAGGAGUCAUGUGCAGAAGGGCACUCUAGGCAAGCUCACGGUACCUACUCUGAAGGAUGCAUGCAGGCUUUGUGGGCUGAGAGGUGGUGGGAAGAAACAGGAGCUCCUGGAUGUGUUAACUGAAUACUUUAAGGACCACUAAGCAGGAAGAGAAGUCCAUUGUUUGACUUCUAUCUGCUUAAAGUUUUUGGUGUCUUAUGUAGAAGCUGAGUCUGUUUAAUCUUGCUGUAGAGGAGGAGAGGACUCAAUGCUGCUGAAUAUAGCAGCAAAGAAACUUUGUACUCUUAGUUGUGAAUACUCUCUGCAAGCUUGGAUUCCAUUCACAGUAGCCAAAGGCAAAAUUAAAUUCCCUGCCAACUCAGGUCGCUCACUGAAAAUGAACACAGUUGAGCCUUCAUGGUUUCUUAAUAAAAAUUUUUUUGUACUUCUUACUUUGCAACACUGGCUAUAACAUCUUUUUGCCAUAAAGACAGCAAAAGUCAUUUUAACAGGAGUAAGAAAACAGAAUGAUCUGUGUUAGUGGCACCACAUUAAUUCAUACAACAGAAGGUAACAGAAUUCUGCUGACAGAAGGUAUAAAUAUGGUGUGUUACUGUGCUACUCUCCAAAACUGCCAAUGGGUAUCGCUACUUGUAAUCAAAUGGGGCUCUUUACCAUCAUCAGCAUUAUAAAGAUCGUCAGCAGAUCUUAAAGGAGAAAAUCAUUAUUGCUAAGUGGUAUCCAAUCUGUUGUACAGAAAGCCAGCGCUUUGCAAAGGUGUUUAGUCCAAUCUUCCAUUUUUAAACAGUAACUGCAAAAGCUGGUUAAAAAAAAAAAAAAAAAAAAAAAAAAGUCGUGUUCCCUAGAGGGCUGCAAGCACUUAUCCCAGUUAAAUUACUGAGUUAGCAUAGAGCUUUUCCACCUCUGUAGCAAAGGUGAGUCAGACUACUUAAAGCCUUCUAUACUUUAACCUGUGCUUUAAGAAUAGGAAAUGGUAGAGAGCAGCUAUUGCCUGUUACUUCUGGUGAUUUUUUUUUUUUGAAUCCUACUGAUGUAGGCAGUAUCCAAGGGUGUAUAUGUUUUGGUUUUUAAAUUCCCAACCUGUCUUGCAGUGCAAGAUGAAUAAAAUCAAUAUGUGCAUAAAAAGUCCUUCUCCUUGCCACAGAAAGCAGUGCUAAUUGUUUAGCUAAAUUGUAAUUUCCACUGAAUGUGAGAAUAAAGCAAGCAUUUAUUUUGGUA
Messenger RNA from Rhea pennata, 3046 nucleotides. RefSeq names its product X-ray repair cross complementing 6 (gene XRCC6). The transcript is spliced from 12 exons. Lineage: Eukaryota; Metazoa; Chordata; Aves; Rheiformes; Rheidae. The record is from RefSeq and is a predicted model, not a curated record. Gene Ontology annotation, cellular component: Ku70:Ku80 complex; nucleus. The coding region runs from base 129 to 1970 and encodes 613 amino acids. Gene Ontology annotation, molecular function: double-stranded DNA binding; DNA helicase activity; damaged DNA binding. Gene Ontology annotation, biological process: telomere maintenance; double-strand break repair via nonhomologous end joining.